Molecule: messenger RNA, 2470 nt
Organism: Notodromas monacha
Lineage: Eukaryota; Metazoa; Arthropoda; Ostracoda; Podocopida; Cyprididae
Source: the annotation of a GenBank genome assembly
AUGUUGUUGAGCCGCGUUUUCGGGCGUUUGGCGCGGAUUCGAAAAUUGCACGUUAAUUGUCCUGUGGUGCUGGAACAUUGUGCAGGUGUGAAAUUAGCGCAUCGCGGGUGUCUCUGUGGUCAGUUCACUGUUCGGAAUCGGCUCGUCUGUUCUUUGCCGGCUGUCAACAUGGUGAAUCCCCACGUCCUCGAGAAGGCCACCAAAGUGAUUCAAUUGGACGCGAAAACGGCAUUCGAUGCCCUGGACGCGAAACAACAGCUUUACUCGCAUCACAUUAGUCGGGCUUCGUGGCUCGGGGGACUCAUUGUUUUGCACCAGACUUCCCCUGAAGCCCCGCUGAUUUUCGUGACGCUGCAUCGUGCAUUUGCAUCUCAAACUUUCCAAGAACUUGCGGAUGCCGUGAAAGCUGCAGGAAUUUCUGAUGAAGACUUUCACGCUAUUGAGCUCUACAUGGCCGGCUUCUAUGCGAAUAUGGGCAAUUACAAGGGCUUUGGCGACAUCAAAUUCGUGCCUGAAGUGAGCGUGGAAGUCAUGGAGAAGUUCAUCAAGGCAUCCAAGGCCUACAAGCAGGAUCCCAAGGGCAUGGAUGAGUUGUGGGGCCUCAUCAAGGGUCCUUUGUUCUGCUUGAAGAAGGGUGUGGAGUUCCUUGGGUUCAAUGGCAAGGGGGUGACGACGUAUUUCUCCAGCAACUGCACUGAAGAGGAUUCCAAGCUUGUCGGCAGAUUCAUGACUUCGAAGAACAUGGGCAUGUACAUCAACAGGGUCUUCAAAACGAUGCAAGACAAUAAACCUGUGUAUGAGAUUAGAUUCCCGUCUGCCAAAUCAGACCCUUUUCCCAAGAAAAUUGACGAGGAGUUCGAAGGUUCGAGGUUUGUGGUGACGAGAGGAGAUUAUGAUGAGUUGCUGCAGCUGGUUGCUGAUGAACUCAAGAAAGCUGCUGAUCACGCGGGAAAUGAUAAUGAAAAGAACAUGUUGCUCAAGUACUCAGAAUCGUUUGAAGACGGCUCUUUGGAUGCUCAUUACGACGGUUCUCGGUUUUGGAUUAAGAACAAGAGCCCGGCUGUGGAAACGUACAUUGGGUUCAUCGAGACGUACCGAGACCCUGCUGGAGUUCGCGGCGAGUUUGAGGGCUUCGUCGCCAUGGUGAACAAGGAAAUGUCUGUGAAAUUCUCUGCUUUGGUGGAAAAUGCGGAAACGCUCUUGAAUCACAUGCCCUGGCCCAAGGAGUUUGAAAAGGACAAAUUCCUGAAACCGGAUUUCACGUCUUUGGAUGUCCUCACAUUUUCUGGUUCCGGGAUCCCCUCGGGCAUCAACAUCCCCAAUUAUGAUGAAAUACGACAGUACGAGGGUUUCAAAAACGUCUCGUUGGGGAAUGUCAUUUUCGCCAGUUCUAAAGUGAUCGCCGGCGAUAUUUCUUUCCUGAACGACGAUGACGCAAAGUUGGUUGAGAAGUACGGGGUUCAGUCUUUCGAGCAGUUGCAAGUUGGCCUUCACGAACUGCUCGGCCACGGAAGCGGGAAGUUGUUCGUCAAGGACACUUCUGGCGGAUUCAAUUUUGACAAGAACAACUUGGUGAACCCGUUGACGGGAUCGAAAAUCACGUCUUGGUACGAACCCGGGGAAUCGUACGACUCCAAGUUUGGCGCGUUGGGGAGCGCGUAUGAGGAAUGCAGAGCAGAAACAACCUGCUUGCAACUUUCGCACAUUCCGGAAGUACUCCGUAUAUUUGGAUACGAAGGCGAAGAAGCCGAAGUGAUGAAGAGGGUCUCUUGGCUGACCAUGGUGUAUUCCGGGUUUGCCAAGGCCCUGGAAAGUUACCAGCCGUCGACGAAGGCCUGGCUUCAGGCCCAUUCUCAGGCCAGGUACGUGAUCUUGAGAGUCUUGCUGGAAGCAGGUCAGGACUUGAUCACUGUCGAAGAGGUCACCGGCUCUGACGGGAAGCCAGACCUCAGGCUGCAAGUGGACUACUCCAAGAUUGACUCUGUCGGUCGACCCGCUGUGGCUGCCUUUCUGAGAAAACUCCAGGUGUACAAAUCAUGCGGUGACAUUGCUGCAGCCAAGGAGAUGUUCAUGAAUUACUCCGAAGUUCCGGACGAGGGCAAAUUCCCAUUUGGGAAAUGGCGGGAAAUUCUCAUGGCUCGCAAAAAGCCGAGACGUUUGCUUGUCUGUGCCAACACUUCUGUCGAAGGCGGGAAAGUGCAACUCAAGUCAUAUGAUGGAGACGUGGUCGGAAUGAUCCAGUCAUUUGUGGAUAGAUACCCGCUGUCUUCGAACGAUGGUCAGGAUUUGACUCAAGUUGUGCACAAGCUUUGGCAAAAGGAUCAGAUCCACUUUCCUCUGUUGGCUGAUGAUGCUUGAAUUAUUAUUGAUCUUCGAAAAGGCGUACUGUACUUUCCCUAUAUAUUCUUCAUUGUCGUGUGUCAUCUUUUGAAAUGCGAAGUACAGUGAGAGAAAUUUCGUGAAAAAUAUA